Messenger RNA from Passer domesticus (house sparrow), 5969 nucleotides. RefSeq names its product phosphodiesterase 5A (gene PDE5A). Bases 857 to 3397 code for a protein of 846 amino acids. The transcript has 24 exons. Gene Ontology annotation, biological process: signal transduction. The record is from RefSeq and is a predicted model, not a curated record. Lineage: Eukaryota; Metazoa; Chordata; Aves; Passeriformes; Passeridae. Gene Ontology annotation, molecular function: 3',5'-cyclic-nucleotide phosphodiesterase activity; protein binding.
AAUGGGAGUUUCACAAGGAUACCCUCGGUCACUGCUUCCUCACAGCCACUUCGGAGGGAGGGGAAGAAAGGGUUUGAAAAACAUUCCAGAUUUCAGCUGAGUUUAUGUAGCUGUGCAGACACAGAAGUCGCUGAAAUGUCCGGAGGGACAGCCCCAGCAAGCCUGUGACCUUCUAUGACAAACCGGACCAUGGCAUUUCAGAAGGGAUUUAGCUGGGAUUGUUAAACAUGUGCCAAAAAGAGAACUGCUUCUUGGAUUUUUUCAAUCAAGGAGCACUAUAUUUGGACUGGAAACAGCCUGUGGAUGAGCAGGAAUAACCAUUAGAAGGCAAGUGAAAAGUUUCAAGCAGAUACUACAGUCAAGGAAGAAACAACGCGAAGGUAUCUGGGCAAGUUUCCAUACUGACUGAAGCAACACUUUUUCCCAUGACAUCAGACUCAAAACAACCAAUAUAUUAUAGUCCAUAUGUUGAUUAAGGAAAGCCCAAGCCGUGCAGAGCCAUGCACCAGCCUUCUGAAGAGCGGCUGAACAAAAGCUGGAUCGCUUGCAAGCCAUGGGAGUUAAUCAAACAAAUAAAAAGCCCCAGGUUUUCAGGAUAAGGCACCUGGGUCAGACUACUCAGCACCAUGAGGUUGUGAAUCCUGAGUGUGAAGAAAGAAGGGAGCUCAGCCAGACCCAGCUGGGAAGAAACAUUCUGAACCUGGUGGCAGGGACCUGUGUGCAAGACUGACAGAAUACUUGAAGUUUUGCACUUCACACUUGGGCUCCUGCUGUAGAGGAAGUUCUAACGGUGACAGCAAUGAAAGGAAACAGCCCUUCCAAGUUGUGAACUCCUAGUCUCACAUGAAGUACUACUAUGCUAAAGGCUGCAGAAACACAUGGCCAUGGAAAGCCUCAGAAUCCUAACAGUGGGCAACCUGCCAGUGAUGAAAUAGAAAUGGUUAAUGCAUGGUUUGCUGAGAGAGUUCACACCAUCCCAGUCUGCAAGGAGGGAACCAAGUCCCAGAGUGAAGCCUGUGCCUGUCACCAGCCUGCCUGUGCUGAGACCACCAACUCUGGGACGCCAGCGAGGAAAAUCUCCGCUUCUGAAUUUGACAGACCCUUAAGGCCUAUUUUUGUCAAGGACUCGGUAGGAGCAGUGAGCUUCCUCUCUGGCUCUGACAAGAAGGAACAGAUGCCUCUGCCAUCUCCAAGGAUUGAGACCAGUGCAGGGGAUCAGUGCUCGAGACUAUUAGAACUUGUCAAAGAUAUUUCUAGUCACUUAGAUGUCACAGCGCUUUGCCACAAGAUCUUCCUACACAUCCAUGAGCUGAUCGCAGCCGAUCGCUACUCCCUGUUCCUGGUGUGUGAGGACAGCUCCAACGAGAAGUUCCUCGUGAGCAGGCUGUUUGAUGUGGCAGAAGGAUCCACCCUGGAAGAAGCUUCCAACAACUGCAUUCGCCUGGAGUGGAACAAGGGCAUUGUGGGUCACGUGGCAGCCAUAGGGCAGCCUCUCAACAUCAAGAAUGCCUAUGAGGAUCCAAGAUUCAAUGCAGAAGUUGACCAGAUCACAGGGUAUAAGACUCAGAGCAUUCUCUGUAUGCCAAUAAAAAAUCACAGGGAAGAGGUUGUUGGUGUGGCUCAAGCAAUCAACAAGAAAUCUGGAAUUGGUGGCACUUUCACUGAACAAGAUGAAAAGGAUUUUGCGGCAUAUUUGGCAUUUUGUGGAAUUGUUCUUCACAACGCUCAGUUGUACGAGACGUCUCUGCUCGAGAACAGGCGCAAUCAGGUGCUGCUUGACCUUGCCAGCCUGAUUUUUGAAGAGCAGCAGUCUUUGGAGGUGAUCCUGAAGAAGAUAGCAGCCACUAUAAUAUCCUUCAUGCAGGUGCAGAGGUGUACCAUCUUCAUAGUGGAUGAAGAUUGUCCAGAUACAUUUUCUAGUGUCUUUCACAUGGAAUCUGAGGAAUUAGAGGAUUCAGCUGAAAAUCUGAAGAGGGACUAUGACACAAACAAAAUCAAUUACAUGUAUGCUCAGUAUGUCAAGAAUACGAUGGAGCCACUCAACAUCCCAGAUGUCUGCAAAGACAGAAGAUUUCCAUGGACAAAUGACAAUGCAGAAAAUGUAAGUCGGAACAUAAAGAGUUUGCUGUGUACACCAAUAAAAAAUGGGAAAAAGAAUAAAGUGAUAGGGGUUUGCCAGCUUGUGAAUAAGAUGGAAGAAAACUCAGGGAAAAUCAAGGCUUUCAACAGAAAUGAUGAGGAGUUCCUGGAAGCAUUUGUCAUCUUUUGUGGCCUGGGGAUCCAGAACACACAGAUGUACGAGGCUGUAGAAAGAGCCAUGGCCAAACAGAUGGUGACACUAGAGGUUCUCUCAUACCACGCUUCUGCUGCUGAGGAGGAAACGAGGGAGCUGCAGGUAACAGUGGCUGCUGUAGUACCAUCUGCACAAACUCUCAACCUGACUGACUUCUACUUCAGUGACUUUGAGCUGUCAGACUUUGAAACAACACUGUGCACAAUUCGAAUGUUCACAGACCUCAACCUGGUGCAAAAUUUCCAAAUGAAACAUGAGGUUCUCUGCAGAUGGAUUUUAAGUGUGAAGAAAAACUAUCGGAAAAACGUUGCUUAUCACAAUUGGAGACAUGCCUUCAACACAGCACAGUGCAUGUUUGCUGCUCUGAAAUCUGGCAAAAUUCAGAGCAAACUGACUGACUUAGAAACACUGGCUUUGCUGAUAGCAACUCUGAGCCAUGAUCUGGAUCACAGGGGAGUGAACAACUCUUACAUACAAAGAAGCGAACAUCCACUGGCUCAGCUGUAUUGCCACUCAAUCAUGGAGCAUCAUCAUUUUGAUCAAUGCCUUAUGAUCCUGAAUAGUCCAGGAAAUCAGAUUCUCAGCAACCUUUCCAUUGAAGAAUACAAGGCUACACUGAAAAUGAUAAAACAAGCCAUUCUUGCCACAGACUUGGCACUAUACAUCAAGAGGAGAGGAGAAUUUUUUGAACUUCUAAGGAAGAAGCAGUUUAAUUGGGAAGAUCCCUCACAAAAGGAGCUAUUUCUAGCAAUGCUGAUGACUGCUUGUGACUUAUCAGCCAUAACCAAACCAUGGCCAGUUCAGCAACGGAUUGCUGAGCUUGUGGCUACUGAGUUCUUUGAUCAAGGAGAUAAAGAGCGCAAAGAACUCAACAUAGAACCCACGGAUCUAAUGAACAGAGAGAAGAAAAACAAAAUUCCCAGCAUGCAGGUUGGAUUCAUAGAUGCUGUUUGUUUGCAGCUGUAUGAGGCCCUAACACACGUGUCAGAGGCCUGCUCCCCUUUGCUGGAUGGCUGCAGAAAAAACAGGCAGAAGUGGCAAGCCUUGGCUGAGCAGCAAGAGAACCUGAUCAAUGGAGAAAGCAACCAAGGCAAACGGAACUGACAUGCUGAUUUCACCACCUUAAGCUCAAGUUCACCUAGGAGACACAGUAAUAGGGGAGUACUGCAUUUUGCUAAACACUGUAUGAAUUUGGCUUAUGUUUUGCCACUGCUGUAUUAUUUGUUCCACAUUUCAAGAUAUAGCAUGACCGUGUAGAUGCCAAGAUUACCUGAAGACAAUAUGUUUCUCUUAUUAACAUCUGACUGAGAUGGAAGAAGACCUGCAGGGGUGGUUUUUGCUAUCCCAGCCCACAAGAAGGUACUGGUGCAGGCACUGACUGUGCCCUAGAGCCUGUUGCUUCACAGAUGUACAUAGUUGUUUAGUGAUCAUGUUGUGGCCAGUAUCUGAAAGACUACUGCAUUUUGCACCUUUUCUCUCCCUCCUCCCAUUUUGCUGUGUUAUGUUAUAAAAGUAUUGAGCAGUUUUGCCUGUUCUUUUUCCAGAGGUUCAGAGGAAAGACUGGGACUCACUGUGGGGAGCCUAUUCCAAAUAAACUAUUGCUAACCUCUCUCAGAAAGCAGAACUGGGCUCUGAGGUGAAAAACCCCGAAACCUGUGCACCCAGUAGAGUUCGGGUUUUUUUCCAUAUUAGAUGGAUGUCUUAGCAAAUGUGUUAUUCCAGCUGAAGAAAUGUCAAUGGGAGUCUCAGGAGUUCUGUGGUAGAGGUGUCUGAGCUCUCCAUGCCCAAUGGAAACUGCUUGAGACCAAUGAAAUGUCCCAAUGUAACUGACAGGCUGCCAUGGAAGAACAGCUCCCAUAGAAAGCUGCCAGAAGCACACAGAGAAAUGGAAACAAAGCAGGAUUGGUUUUGUAUGCUGGUUUUAACUUCGUUUGGAAGUUGAUUUUAACAUCGUCUAACCAACAGACUGGAUCACAGGCAGAAGAGAAUGACUGCAAGAGCUAGAGGUGAACAGCUGAAUCAGAAUGAUGCAGGAAGGGAACACUCCUGGUGACCAUCAAUGACUGAUUCUUCAGGCCAGUGUUACUAUGAAAUGGCUAUGACCACUCUGAAGAAAGUUUUAUGUUAACAUCUUUCAAAAAUAAUUUUUAACAUUAGUUAAAAAUGAUUAAUCAUAGUGUCUUGAAGAAAUAGGAAAAAAAUAAUACCAAAAGCAAAAAUAGCCAAGAGUGUUACAGGGAGCUGUCAUUUGUAUGUGAGGCAUUAAUGUUCUGUAAAGUAAGAAAUCAAUUAACUUGCACUAGUAAAAAAAGAAAUUGGUGUAUUAUUCAAGUGAGGAUGAUUAAUAAAAAUGGUUUUGAAUUGGGAAGCAAUUAAAGAAAAUAUACACAAAUUCCAAAGGAGGAAUACAUGGAGAGUACUAUUUUUUAGAUGGACAGGAUAAGGAGAUGAAUGACAGCAAGUCUAAAAUGCAUUAGCAGCACAUGCAACUUUGGCUGCACAGAGAGACAGAAAAUAUUCCAGUUUUUUAAUCUGUAAUAAUGAUUUUUUUAGUUAAAAUCAGCAUUUGGCAAAAGUAGCACAUUUGGCACUGGACUUUGAAGGGUGGGAAUUUAGUUCUAUCACAAUAAUCCAGGAAAUUCUAGUUGGAAACUGCAAUAAAUUCUUCAUCCCAGGAGAUUGUCAACCCAAUUCGGAAGAGCUGGUCUAAAAGGGAAAACUCUCCCUUUUUAUCAAUUUCCUCAUUUACAUAAACGAUGCCAGAAGCUAAAAAAGAUGAAGCCAAUGUUUCAAAAUGUUUGAUGAUACUGAGUUAUAGAGUUAAUAUUCUUUACAUGGAGAAAAAGGUAUUCUGACAGCAGCAUUUCUACCACCCUGAAUUAUUUGUCACUGAUGAAGUCCUAUCUCAGACUUCUCUAGUGAGCACCAAUAGUAAAUGAUUGCAGCUGUGAAUUUCAUUUUUCUACAGAAGAAUUUCUCCUUAUCCUGUCCUAACAAAUUGAAAAAAAAGGAUGGAUUGCAACACUCACUAAGAAUUCCAGGACUGCUGUUUUGCAGUACUCCAUAUGUGUAUUUCUGUGUAUACACAGUCUGCAGGUGACAGCAGCCUGACCCUGCCAACACAACCCCCCAAAAAAAGGUUUUAGGUACUUUUGGAUAAAUAGAAAACUUUGCUUCAGGAUUUGCAUAGCCCUUGUAUAGUCUUUUCCUUGAGUGUCUGAGAUACUGAAAUAUAAUUAUUAUGCUGAUGAGAUAAAUAUUUAAUAUAAAUAGGAAUAAAAUAUAUGUAUAUAAAGGUGUAUUCUUGCUAUUAUGGUUGAGACUAGUAACUCAUGGUGACAACACAGCAGAUAACUAUGAUGAUAUCACAGUGUAGUUAUGUAACUUUGACAUUCAUAUUCCAGUAUUUCUUGGGUAUAUUGUGUGUUCAGCAAAGCUUUAUUAUAACUAAAUUUAUAAAUGCGAUGAAGGAGUGCUGGAUUCAUACCUUUGACUUGAAAAAAAGGGCAUGAUGUUACAUUUUUUUAAAGGUUCACUUAAAACGAACAGUUAUACAGUAUGUGCAUAUAUUUAAUUAUAUAUCUGUACACAUUUAUCCCAUAGAAUCUUUUCCACCAUAAAUGUUGGAACAUACAUAUAAAUACCGUUCCUAGUAAAUAAACAUUUAAAUAUCAUA